Messenger RNA from Symbiodinium sp. CCMP2592, 612 nucleotides. The record is from the annotation of a GenBank genome assembly. Lineage: Eukaryota; Dinophyceae; Suessiales; Symbiodiniaceae.
AUGCAGUUGCGGGACUUCGUGCAUCUAAGCCUUGGUCCAGGUCUGAGCUCAUUCCGGACAAUGGUGUCUUCAUCCCGGCGCGUGAACAUGCAACCGGAUGUUGAUGCGAGCCGCUUCCCAACGCCUGAGCAGGACCCACCUUCCAGCCCAUGCGCUGGAAGAAGAUUCCUGCGCUUCGGAGAUCCGAGUUUCAUCUCGCCUCCUUCUUCAUAUUCACUUUCGGCCAGCUCGCCAACUUCCCCGACAUCACCGGCAUCUACACAGUCAUGUUCGCCACGAGCUACCAGUGCUCCGCCUGCGUCAUGUGUGUCAGAGGCAGCUGAAGAAGAGGAAGAAGAGGAUGACGAGAGUGACAUGAAGUUUGUUCAGGCAGUCACCGAUCGCCGUCACAGAACGAAACUGCGCUACAGUGUGGCUUGCGCACGCAGUGUCGAUGCUUUGCCAUCCCUGGAAGUCAUCAGGCCGCAGAAGUCCAGCUUGUGGCUCCGGAGGAGGCGAACAACCAGUUCGGGAUCGGUCCACAGUGGCGGCGAGGAUGAUCAGGAGCCGAAGACCCCGACUCUGGGAAGGUCCCUCAGCGCCGACAUUCAGACAGAUUGGCUUGCGAUCUGA